Ostertagia ostertagi is the source of this 2667-nucleotide messenger RNA. The record is from the annotation of a GenBank genome assembly. NCBI's taxonomy places the organism in Eukaryota, Metazoa, Nematoda, Chromadorea, Rhabditida, Trichostrongylidae.
AUGGAGGAAGAUAAGACACUGGAAGAAACUUUUAACGAUUACUGGGAAGAAAAACAAGGAGACAAAACAAUAUCCAUUGCAACACUAUUAUCCCAACAACUGUACAAGAGGCUAAUAGAACUCGAAUGUCAAGCAGCCGCCUUUGAUCUUUCACAAACCAAUUCAGUAAACCAAGGCAACAAUAACUCCAAAGAAACAAACCAAGAGUCUCUCAUUCAACCAUUGAAUUCCUUAAUGAUUGACCAAGAAUUAUUCAUUGGCGACAUAAAGCUACCGGAAUUCCAUGGCAAUCCCUCGGAAUUCGGUCCAUUUUGGGAACUCUUUCAAGAACUGGUUCAUAAACAACCCUUUUCUAACAUACGGAAACUUUCAAUUCUCCUGAGCUGCUGCAAAGGAGAUGCGGCAAGAUGUCUACAAAUGAUUCCUCGGACCGCAGACUCAUAUGAAAAAGCAAUAGAACAAUUGAAAGAUCAAUACGAAGACCCAAGGCGAAUAACCAUACAAAUGAUUCGUCAACUUACAUCCAUGAAACCAUGCAAUAACGACCCACGUUCCCUGCGCAAUAAUCUUAAUGACAUUAAAGCCAUUAUAGCUACACUACAAAAGCAAGGAGAAAUGGUGGAUAACUCUUAUAUGGUUACUCUGGUAACCGAAACAUUCUCAAAACCAAUUCAAGAGGAAAUAGCUAGCAAACAGUUCGAUAGUGGAUGCCAAUGGACAAUGGAAGACCUUCUAGUAAACCUAACGACUAUAAUCAAACGUAGGGAAUUCAUCGAAAGUCGCAACGAAAACCCUAAUGAAGAACACUCGGUAUUCCACACACGCACCCGUGACCAAAGGGUGCCAUACUGCAUUGGGUGCGAACGUGCCCAUGCGUUCGAAAAUUGUGAUAAAUAUCGCACUAUCCCCCAAAUGAUUGGAAGACUCAAGUCACUAGGCGCCUGUUGGAAAUGUUUUGACUCACGCCACAAGACAAAAUACUGUCAUAUGCCAGACUGUGCCAACUGUGGCGGACACCAUAAUCCAAUCCUAUGCCAACGAGAAUCCGCCAAGUCACACUCAACUUUCCAACCACCCUUUCAAGUGACUAAGUUGAGACAACAAUUGGACGAACAAACAGAGCAAACUUGGACACUCUACGAAUCCAGUAUCCAAGCAAUAGCAACCAUGGAGGAAGAUAAGACACUGGAAGAAACUUUUAACGAUUACUGGGAAGAAAAACAAGGAGACAAAACAAUAUCCAUUACAACACUAUUAUCCCAACAACUGUACAAGAGGCUAAUAGAACUCGAAUGUCAAGCAGCCGCCUUUGAUCUUUCACAAAUCAAUUCAGUAAACCAAGGCAACAAUGACUCCAAAGAAACAAACCAAGAGUCUCUCACUAAACCAUUGAAUUCCUUAAUGAUUGACCAAGAAUUAUUCAUUGGCGACAUAAAGCUACCGGAAUUCCAUGGCAAUCCCUCGGAAUUCGGUCCAUUUUGGAAACUCUUUCAAGAACUGGUUCAUAAACAACCCUUUUCUAACAUACGGAAACUUUCAAUUCUCCUGAGUUGCUGCAAAGGAGAUGCGGCAAGAUGUCUACAAAUGAUUCCUCGGACCGCAGACUCAUAUGAAAAAGCAAUAGAGCAAUUGAAAGAUCAAUACAAAGACCCAAGGCGAAUAACCAUACAAAUGAUUCGUCAACUUACAUCCAUGAAACCAUGCAAUAACGACCCACGUUCCCUGCGUAAUAAUCUUAGUGACAUUAAAGCCAUUAUAGCUACACUAAAAAAGCAAGGAGAAAUGGUGGAUAAGACCUAUGUGGUCACUCUGGUAACCGAAACUUUCUCGAAACCAAUUAAAGAAGAAAUAGCUAGCACACAACAGUUUGAUAGUGGAUACAAAUGGACAAUGGAAGACCUUCUAGUAAAUCUAACAACUAUUAUCAAACGUAGGGAAUUCAUCAAAAGUCGCAUUGAAAGCCCUAAUGAAGAACACUCGGUAUUCCACACGCGCACCCGUGACCAAAGGGUGCCAUACUGCAUUGGUCCACCAUCCAUCACAUCAUCAGAUCAAUCGUUCAUCUCUUCAUCAUUACUAGAAAGACUACACCUUAUACCUCGUUCGGAAAUCUCCAUUACCGUCAAUACAUUUGGAGGACAUGCCGAGAAGAAGCACGUAAAACGUGUCGAAGCUUUACUACUGAACCUACAAGAACAAUUCUUGGAAGUGAUACUGCUUACGACUGAUACAAUAUCACACGCAAUACCACUGCUAGAGCUUGAUGAAGGAGACAAGUUCUUCCUAAAAUGCAACUUCCCUAACCUUCAAGAAAAAUGGUUGCACGAUACGACAACAGAAAUUAUUCCUGAUAUACUAUUGGGAAUAGACUACUUCAACAUCAUGCUCCGAACAAGCGAACCUCUGGUGCAAUUGCCUUCAGGGCUCCACCUGACACCAACUUUCUUCGGUCAUAUCAUAUGUGGAGCACCACACAAUAAGAAUACCAAGAUGAAACUUCUAUCAAACAAGGUCAACAAUGUAAACCCUACCGAAUGCACUAAUAUAAACCAUUCCCAAUGCACUGACUACCAACCUAACUUUGGCUAUUCCAAUCUACGGAAACUACCCAACGCUGACAAUGAAGUGCUACAUACGAACGAUGAGCCAACAAAAGUCCUAUACUAG